Molecule: messenger RNA, 1335 nt
Organism: Penicillium bovifimosum
Lineage: Eukaryota; Fungi; Ascomycota; Eurotiomycetes; Eurotiales; Aspergillaceae
Exons: 2
Coding region: 1-1335 (444 amino acids)
Source: RefSeq, a predicted model, not a curated record
AUGGAAUAUCACUCCGUCCCACCGGAGGAGCGUGCUAGGGACGAGCACGGAAACCUCCUUCCCUGGGGUUAUGUUUACAAAGAUGAAUCUCGCAAUCCUCGCCGACCACCAGAAGAAUCAGGACCCUUCGGCAAGAGAAGAAAUGCUCGAUACGACACAGCCCGUUCACGAACACGCACCGGAACACCAGCAAAGCGCGAAAACCCCAACGUAGCCGAGUUCGGUCGAUUAUUCUCCCAGCAACAGCAGGAGGACGAGAAAACAGGCCUGCCCAAGUCAUCAUCAUCGUCCAGUCUCGACAACGCCCGAAAGCAGACCGAGAAGGUCGCAACGGAGUGCAUACUCUAUGGAUACAAAAGCAAGGACAGCGAGUGGAAGGUCCUCGACAAAUACGAGCGCAUUUCACAGGGCAUGAUCUGCGAAGACUACCCUCGCAACGACCCGACCUCAACAAACAACUACACCCAGCUCUUGAGCGGCGGCGACGUCGUCAUCCGGAAUCUCUCAGCGGACGCGAACCGCAAAGCAAAGGUCUACGCCGGCGGCCACCACUGGAUCAAGGUCACAUACGAUUCGACGCAAUCCGCCGAUCGCGCGUGCUUCUACUCGCCACAGGAAAUCGACGGCCAUCUAGUCUACUGCGAGCUAUACCACGGCCACGGCCCAGCAGAGGAUAUUCCCAUCCCUGCGGAUUCGGCAAAUAGUCGAAUUCGCAACCGAGCACCGCGCACCUUGACAACCUCACACUCGACCACCUUCCUCUCCAGCUCCAGCAAGGACCAGGACCGCGGGACACUGCCGCGCUCCUUUGGUAUGAAUAACCUCGCCAGCGUGCCCGAUGUACCAGAGGAUGUAGACUACUCGUUCGAUUCUUCGACCGUCGCCGCCUCCGAGGCAACCACGUCCUCCACUGCAACCUCCGCAACCGCAACCGCCACCCCCUCCUUCCAGCACGGCACCGUGAACACAACUUCUUCUUCGUCAACCUGGGCAACGGGCGCAUCGUCUACGGAUCAGACACUUCACCAACGCCGAGCACCCGCCCAGCGCGAACAAACUCAGGAUAAUGAGUUCAUGACGCAUAUCCCGUCCGUCCGUCGUACCAAGCUGCGCCCGCUGCUCGAGGCGCUCCCCCCGCAACCUACCAUGACCGAGCGCAUCCUGCGCUCAAUUCCUAUUCUGAGUUGGUUCACUGGUGACAUUGUGGGCGAGGGCCCGAUUCUCCGCGACGACGGUACACUCGACCUGGAAAAGUCUGGCCUUUACUGGCGGUUCUGGUAUGCGUUUGACUAUUACCUGAAAACGGAUAUGUGUGGAUUGAAGGAGGAUAGUUGA